This is a messenger RNA of Ixodes scapularis (black-legged tick), 629 nucleotides long. It is a transcript of the gene mRpS24, whose product is annotated as 28S ribosomal protein S24, mitochondrial. Gene Ontology annotation, cellular component: mitochondrion. NCBI's taxonomy places the organism in Eukaryota, Metazoa, Arthropoda, Arachnida, Ixodida, Ixodidae. Gene Ontology annotation, biological process: translation. The coding region runs from base 50 to 535 and encodes 161 amino acids. The record is from RefSeq and is a predicted model, not a curated record. The transcript is spliced from 3 exons.
CAAAAUUUUAGUGUGUGACAUCUUCACAUCAUCUUGAAUUGAGGAAAACAUGGCGUCUCCCAUGAAGAGGCUGGCGAAGGUCCUGCGGUGGGAGGUGCGGGGCAUCCACACGUCGGGCGUGAGCGCGGCCAACCGCGCGGGCCGGUACCGGGUCACCAGGAACCACAGCAAGCCCCUGACGUACGAGAUGGCCAACCCGCCCCACCAGAUCGCCCACAGGAAGGCCUGGAACUCCUGGAACACAAGCAACCUGCAGGGCGGCCUGAGGCAGUCGGAGACCCUGAUCGAGGACAUGUUCAUCAGGAAGUUCAUGACCGGCACGUGGCACCGGAUGUUUGUGUCGGAGAUCCUGAUCAAGCGGCGGCACAACAUGGUGAUGGUGGGCGGCAUCGUGCAGCGCUCGGUCAUCCCCCGCAAGAUGUACUUCCUCCUGGGCUACACCGAGGAGAUCCUCAGCUACGUGCUCAAGUGCCCCGUCAAGCUCGAGCUCCAGUCCACGGCGGACAAGAAGGACAUGGUCUUCAAGUACAUCUAGGCUUCGUCCCGGUCUUUUGCAAACCAUUUUGUAUAGUAGAAGUAAAUGAUUAAGAACAGAAUUCUCAUUUAGGGGAUACCGCAUUUGUUUGAGA